UCCUCAAUCGACGGAAUCACAGAGUGAAAAACCAGAGAAGAAACAAGAGUAAAGUUUCACCGGGACGUGGAGGGAAACGGACCCAGCUUUGAUCCUGCUGAGAACAGGUUGUGCUGGUAGUCGUCACCAUGGCUCCUUUUUUGAGGAUUGCCUUUAAUUCGUUUGACUUGGGUAUCCUGUCUCCCACGGCUGAUGCGCCCUUCUGUGCCAUCAAGAUGAAGGAAGCUUUGACAACUGAACGGGGUAAGACCCUGGUUCAGAGAAAACCCACCAUGUACCCUGCCUGGAAGGCCAGCUUUGAUGCACACAUAUACGAGGGCCGUGUGCUAGAGAUAUUGUUGAUGAAGACAGCAGAGGAACCUUUGGCUGAGGUCACCGUAGGCGUGUCUGUACUUGCUGAGCGAUGCAAAAAAGCCAAUGGACGUGCUGAAUUCUGGGUGGAUCUCCAUCCUUCUGGGAAAGUGAUGAUGGCAGUGCAGUAUUUCCUGGAGGACGCGGAUACAGAGAGUAAGCAGGCUGCGAAAGAGGAAGAGGCCCCUACCCUGAACCGUAGACGAGGAGCCAUCAAACAGGCCAAGAUCCACUUCAUAAAGAACCACGAGUUCAUCGCAACAUUCUUCCGACAGCCCACUUUCUGCUCUGUGUGCAGAGAAUUUGUCUGGGGACUCAACAAGCAAGGCUAUAAAUGCAGACAAUGCAAUGCGGCAAUCCAUAAGAAAUGCAUAGACAAAAUCAUUGGCAGAUGUACCGGUACUGCUGCCAACAGUCGUGAUACUGUGUUCCAGAAGGAGCGGUUUAAAAUUGACAUGCCACAUCGUUUCAAGAUCCACAACUACAUGAGUCCAACCUUUUGCGACCACUGUGGAAGCCUCCUGUGGGGUCUGGUCAAACAAGGCCUCAAGUGUGAAGAUUGUGGCAUGAAUGUCCAUCACAAGUGUCAAGAUAAAGUAGCCAACCUCUGUGGUAUCAACCAGAAACUACUAGCUGAAGCUCUAACGCAAGUCAGUCAGAAAUCAUCCACUCGCCGCUCAGAUCCAAACCUGCCAAAUCUGCCUGAAAUUGGAAUAUAUGAUGAAGUAAACAAGCUUGCUGGGCUUGAUAUCAAUGACGGGUCACACUAUGGCAGACUUUGGGAUGGAUCCAGCCCACGGCCACAGUCUCGCCUUACCCAUUUGACCCGCAUCAAUGUGGACAACUUUAUCUUCCAUAAAGUGUUAGGAAAAGGCAGCUUUGGCAAGGUUCUCCUCGCAGAGCUGAAGGGGCGUGGAGAGUAUUUUGCAGUAAAGGCUCUGAAGAAGGAUGUUGUUCUCAUGGAUGAUGAUGUGGAGUGCACAAUGGUAGAGAAGAGAGUCUUGGCUUUAGCCUGGGAAAACCCCUUUCUCACACACCUUUACUCCACCUUUCAGACAAAGGAGCAUCUGUUCUUUGUGAUGGAAUAUCUGAAUGGAGGCGACCUGAUGUUUCACAUUCAGGAGAAAGGACGCUUUGAACUUUUCAGAUCCACGUUCUACUCAGCUGAGAUCAUAUGUGGCCUUCAGUUCUUGCACUCCAAAGGGAUCAUCUACAGAGAUCUGAAGUUAGACAAUGUGAUGCUGGAUCAUGAGGGGCACAUAAAGAUUGCUGACUUUGGUAUGUGCAAGGAGAAGGUUUUUGGAGAAAAUCGCGCCACAACUUUUUGUGGCACUCCUGACUACAUCGCUCCAGAGAUCCUCCUGGGACAGAAAUACUCAUUCUCAGUUGACUGGUGGUCAUUUGGGGUGUUGCUCUACGAGAUGCUGAUUGGCCAGUCGCCUUUUCAUGGAGAUGACGAGGAUGAGUUGUUUGAGUCCAUCCGCAUGGACACUCCCCACUAUCCCCGAUGGAUCAACAAGGAUGCCAAAGAUCUCAUGGAGAAGUUGUUUGAGAGAGACCCGACCCGCAGGCUAGGAAUUGUGGGGAAUGUCCGGUUACACUCCUUCUUUCAGUCUAUUAACUGGCAAGCCUUGGAGAGGAGAGAGCUGGAACCCCCCUUCAAACCCAAAGUGAAAGCACCGAAUGACUGCAGUAACUUUGAUCGGGAGUUCCUCAGUGAGAAGCCGCGGCUCUCCUACAGCGACAAGAACUUCAUAGAUUCCAUGGACCAGUCUGCAUUUGCUGGUUUUUCCUUCAUAAACCCCAAGAUGGAGCACCUACUAGAAAAAUGAUUGUUGCAAUAUCAGCCUGACUCACAAGACCCCCUGGCUAUUUCUUUAGUCAGUAUUCGUGUAACUAUUUUUAAGCGUGAGCAUUUUUCCUUGGUUACGUAUAGAAUAAGCCCUUGCACUGUCUAUAUUGAUGUUAUUAUGUUUGUGUGCAUGCUUAUUAUUUGUUGAGGCUGUGAAACCGUUGAGUAAUCGUAUGGUGGGAGGUUGAAGAUCCCAACAUUAUACGUAACAUCACUGCUACCAUCUGUAACCAUGUUGUGUUCCUUCUACAUGCAGCUCAAGCCAGCUAGGGAUAGAAAGUUACGAAAGGGAAAAUGCUCCGUAAACACUGAAUUGUGUACUUUAGAUAUAGAAUCAUCGUGUAAAUUACGUGACUGCAUGUAUAACAAUAAAAAAAAUAAAUAACUGGCCAAUGUUAAAAAUGUAAGUUAAUAGUGAAUGUUAUCUGUCUGAAACAUUUCAAUUCUUUCAUUUGACUUGAUAAAAUAGAAAAUUAACAGGAAGAAGCGGUGGUGGUUGUAUGGAUGACUUAUGUAUUGAUCAAAUUAAGAGAUCUACAGCUGUUCUCAGAUUUAGAGAAAUUAGCUGUCUGUAGAUGGUGGAUACUACUAUGGUUACGUUUAUUGAUUUUUAGAUUGGUUAGUGAGUAAGAGAUCACUGAAAUGCUGUACAGAAACAUUUUAGAUGUAUAUUGUAACAUGUAUAUUGGUUUACUGAUGAUGUACUUUUUUUUUUUACUGUCUCCAUAUUUUACAUCUGAUUAAAAAACCAUCAGCUCC
This is a messenger RNA of Cololabis saira (Pacific saury), 2962 nucleotides long. RefSeq names its product protein kinase C, delta a (gene prkcda). The transcript is spliced from 18 exons. The record is from RefSeq and is a predicted model, not a curated record. Gene Ontology annotation, molecular function: ATP binding; diacylglycerol-dependent serine/threonine kinase activity. Gene Ontology annotation, biological process: protein phosphorylation. The coding region runs from base 129 to 2183 and encodes 684 amino acids. NCBI's taxonomy places the organism in Eukaryota, Metazoa, Chordata, Actinopteri, Beloniformes, Belonidae.